Molecule: messenger RNA, 5713 nt
Organism: Microcebus murinus (gray mouse lemur)
Lineage: Eukaryota; Metazoa; Chordata; Mammalia; Primates; Cheirogaleidae
Source: RefSeq, a predicted model, not a curated record
ACAGCCCCGAGCGCGGCCUGCCGGGGAGGAGGCCCCGCGCCGCCCGCACGGUCGCACGCGGCGCACUCUCACACUUGGAAGCGCCUCCCCGCGUCCCUCCUCUGCCCUCCUCUCGCUGCGCUCUUCUCCUCCUCACCACGAAUAGUCGCGGCCCUCCUGCCAACCCGCCUCCCUCGCGCCCGCUCCCUCAGCAUGACUGACUGGGAAGCGGCGGCUCCGGCAGAGCAGCCCUGCUGGCGCAGGCGGGAGGAGCAGGAGGAUUACUAAAUAACGCCGCUCGGCUCCGUGCAACUGCGAGCGGAGCGAAGCAGCCCCACAGCCACGAAGGGGAGGGAGGGCAGAGGAGGGGGACCAGGAAGGACACCCCCGUGCCCCGAAGACAUAAAUCCCCGAGUGCCCGGGAGGAGCCUUAACGAGCGGCGCGGAACCCUCCAGGCUGCUAAGUUGGCUAUCACAGCGCAAGCCUCAGAGUCCCGAUGGGGGACUCAGGAUCAAGACGAUCUACCUUGGUCUCCCGGUUGCCAAUAUUCAGAAGAAGUAUUAGCAGAAGACAUGAUUCUCUUCCUUCUUCACCUUCUUCCAGUAAUACAGCUGUCGUCCACAGUUCCUCUCCUUCCAGUACUAACUCAAGCUCAGGUAGUACAGGUAAACGCAGGAGCAUAUUCCGCACGCCUUCCAUUAGCUUCCACCAUAAAAAAGGGAGUGAAUCUAAGCAAGAACCUACCAAUCAGAACCUUAGUAUUUCAAAUGGUGCUCAACCCGGUCACAGCAAUAUGCAGAAACUGAGUUUGGAAGAACAUAUUAAAACCAGGGGAAGACAUUCUGUUCGUUUUAGUAGUUCACGAAAUAAGAAGAUAACAAGAUCAUUGACAGAGGAUUUUGAAAGGGAAAAGGAGCACUCAACUAAUAAGAAUGUCUUUAUAAAUUGUCUGAGUUCUGGCAAAAGUGAGGGGGAUGAUUCUGGAUUCACAGAAGAACAAACUCGCCGUUCUGUUAAGGAGUCAACAAGGAAGCUACUCCCUAAAUCUUUUUCAUCUCACUAUAAAUUUUCAAAGCCAGUUGUGCAGAGCCAAUCCAUUUCAUUGGUACAACAGUCAGAAUUCUCAUUGGAAAUUACACAGUACCAAGAGAGAGAACCUGUAUUGGUAAGAGCUUCUACACCGUGUUCUGUGGAUGUAACAGAACGGGCUGGAAGCUCUUUACAAUCUCCUCUGCUUUCUGCUGAUCUUACCACAGCUCAGACACCGUCAGAAUUUUUAGCCUUGACUGAAGAUUCUGUGUCUGAAAUGGAUGCAUUUCCUAAAAGUGGAAGCAUAGCAUCCCACUGUGACAACUUUGGCCACAAUGAUUCUACCUCUCAGAUCUCUCCUAAUCCUGCUGCUGUUACAAAGACGACAAUAGAACUUAUGGGAACUGUUCCCUGUGCAAUUAUGUCUCCUGGGAAAUACAGGUUAGAAGGUCGAUGUAGCACUGAAUCUAAUUCCUCGCCAGAAACCUCUGCUGCUAAUCAGAAGGAAGUGUUAUUGCAAAUCACUGAACUACCUGUUACAAGUAUGAGCAACUCAGAGACUAACCCACCAGUAGAUACUGAAAGAGAAGGAAACAUGGGAUUACAAAAUGGUGAAACAAUGCUGGGGCCAUGCUCCCCAAGGAAACUUGGGUUUUGUGAGCAACAUAAAGCAAUAGCUGAGCGUGUUAAAGGGAUCCAUCCUAUUUCAGAUUCAAAGAUAAUACCCUACUGUGGUGAUCAUCAUAUUUUUAACAAAACAUCGUAUGGAUAUGAAGCAAAUCCUGCCAAAGUCCUUGCCAGUAGCCUCAGUCCGUAUCGUGAAGGAAGAUUUAUAGAGCGGCGACUGCGAUCCUCAUCAGAAGGAACUGCAGGGAGUAGCAGAAUGAUUUUGAAACCAAAAGAUGGAAAUGUAGAAGAAGUUAGUAGUUUAAGAAAGCAAAGAGCGGGCUCCUCGUCUUCAAAAAUGAACAGUAUGGAUGUUUUGAAUAAUUUGGGUUCUUGUGAACUGGAUGAAGAUGAUCUAAUGCUUGAUCUAGAAUUUUUAGAGGAACAGAAUCUUCAUCCUCCGGUUUGCCGGGAGGAUUCAUACCAUUCUGUAGUCUCAUGUGCUGCUGUAGUUCUCACUCCUAUGGAACCGACAAUAGAAAUGAAGAAAAGAGAAGAACCAAAAUUUCCUGAGCCUUCUAAACAGAACCUUUCCCUGAAAUUAGCAAAAGACAUUGAUCAGGAAGCUAGGUGUUCCCAUAUCAGCCGAAUGCCCAGCAGUCCGUCUGCAGAUUGGCCCUUGCAAGGUGUGGAAGAAAACGGAGGCAUAGAUUCUCUGCCGUUCAGGCUGAUGUUACAGGACUGCACAGCGGUGAAGACGUUACUAUUAAAGAUGAAGAGAGUUCUUCAAGAGAGUGCAGAUAUGAGCCCAGCAAGCAGCACGACUUCACUUCCUGUUAGUCCUCUUACUGAAGAGCCAGUGCCUUUUAAGGAUAUAAUGAAAGAUGAAUGCUCCAUGCUCAAGCUGCAGCUGAAAGAGAAGGAUGAACUCAUUUCCCAACUUCAGGAAGAGCUGGAAAAAGUCCGACAUUUACAAAAGGCUUUUGCCUCCAGAGUAGAUAAGUCUACACAGACUGAACUUCUAAGCUAUGAUGGUUUAAACUUGAAAAGACUGGAGGCAGUACAAGGAGGGAGAGAGGUAAGAAAGUUUAAGGAAUAAGGAUAAGGAAAAAUGGUAUAUAUUGAUGGUGAUUGAUGAUAAUUAUGUUGAUAAUGGUGAUGGGGAUGUGUUGAGAGGAAUUGUGUGUACAUAUAGUCUCAUUCACUGUGGUCAAAGAAACCCAUGUUUAUGUAAAUGUAUUAUUUGUGCUUUUUCCUCUGAAACUGAAGAAAACAUUAUUAAAUAUUUUUCUGGUUAGCCAGUAUUGUUUCUGUUAAAACAGAUUUUACAGCAGCAUGGUCCUCUGGGAAGGAGAGGACAGAAAAUCCUUUUAAGCAAAUAUUGCAAUGCAAUAUUAAAAACAAUUUACUGAGAAAUUAGCAAAAUUCUAACAAUGCAAAUAUUUUAGGACAUCUGGGAUUCUUCAUUCUCUGAUCAAAGGCCAUUGUCAUAUGCUACUAGGUUAGUAUGCAUUAUUAGAUAGUGUGAUGUUGCUCUGGUAAGGGUAAUGGUUUUAAAACUUGAAUUAGUUGUCUAUUCCAGAUGUUUUAUAAAGAGGAAAAACUUUUAAUUGCACAAAACAUAAUAACAUAUCAUGUAAUUAUAUACAUUAUUAUUUUCUAAUUCUAACUGAAUGUGAAGACUUAAUAUUACUUAAAAUUAUUUCUAUGCUUAAUGUGUAAAUGCUAUGCUUAUUCUGUGAUCCAGGUUGCUGGGAAGGGUGGAAUAUUUAAUUUAGUAAAUCAGUACUUUCUUAUUGCACAAAAAGUAAUUUCAUUUUUGGUGAUACAUAACAAUUUUGGGGCAAAAGUGAAGGUAUUGUGUCUUACAAAAUGAGAAAAUAAAUCAUACUCUGCUCUCUAUUGGUGGCCUCUCUCUGUAGAAACAUUUCUUCCCUGUUAAAUACAUGGUGUUUGCCAGCUUUCCUUGCUGUUUUAAUUUCCAGUUGUAUGUUUUUAGUAGUUGACAUUUUAGUUUUUAGCGAAUUUGUCAUGUAGGAUCUCUUUUCCUUUUCUCAGCUAUUUUCCAUCUAGAAGAAUCUAUUCUUUUUGAGGGGCACAUAAUAGUUGGCUCACAUCGGCAGAAGAACUGGAGAGGGAGAAAUAUAGAUAAAUGCUCAGAUAUUUUUCAAGUUGUAGGAGAGCAAGAUAAUAAGAGCACGGUUGUCAGUAUGACUGGGAAAAAAUAUGCACUCUGUAAGGAAGAUCUCAGAGCCUUUUAUGGUUUUGUGAGAGUAACUGCUUUCACUCAGACUUGGCCAAAGUAGAUCUACCUAGAGAAAGAACCAAACUCAUCACCUCCUAAGUGAAAGUUCACACCCAAGCAGUACUGCCACAACUUAUGUUUGAUGAUGUGGUGCCUUUAGGAAAGUACAGUGUGGAAUUACUCAGCUUCUCACUGCUGCUUUCUGGUCCAAUAGCAAGUAUGCGUCAAAAGAAGGAAAACUUAAACCCUUUUAUUCAUACAAUGGCAUUGCUAAACAGUGGCAAAAUUCUUCAUUUAUUUUAUUAAGAUGUUGUAGUUUUUUGUGUUAUUCUUAAGAGCAUAAUGGUUGGUUUUUAUCAAAAACAGUGGCUGUUAAAUUUUAUUGCUUAUUUUCUCAUUUCCUCUGAUUUUAUUUGUAUUAUGAAUGUACUUACUGGUAAGGCACUUGGUGAUAAUGUGUUUUAAAUUUUUUAAAAAAUUAUUUUUCUUGAAACUAUUUUGUGGUUUCUGUGAAGGUCAACAUUUUAAUGGCUUACAAUUUAAUGUAUAUAUCUGCAUAGAGAGACAACUUUGAUUUGGACCAUCUUAACGUUAGUGGAAUAAUUGUGAACAAGGUAAGAUCAUCAAAUCAAUGAUAGUCCAGCAGUGUCUUUUCUACCUAACACUUCCAAUUCCUGAAUAGAAAAUAAAUGUUCUCUGUUAAAAUUCAAAACAACUACUUUACUUCCUCCCAGGACAACCCUGGGUUACUUGGGCAUACUUCUGUUCAAUCUAACCAAUUACCCUAGCUUUUCCCACAUCUAAGGAACCUAAUAUGUUUUACCAUAAGAAACUCUAGGGAAGUAUAAGAUAAUUCUGUGACGUAUGUUGUAAAGACUGUUCUGUCAAGUCUCAGGGGCAGAUGAUCUGCAAACAAAGUACAAUUACAGCGUUAAGAACCUUGUGAUAUCUCUUGCUCAAGAAAUGUGACAUGUAUCUCUCUGAUUACUAUGUCCUGUGUCCACAUGUGCCUUACAAGGAUGUACAAAGUACUUCUGAUUACCUUAAGCUGAAAUGUGUGGAUUUACAAAACUCUUAUUCCAGUUUCUUCGAAUUUCUCAUUGUAAUGGCAUUAUGAUUGAUAAAGAUUAAAUGACAAUGACUACUUUUUAAGCAAAAUUUAUUUUUCUUAGUUCCAAUGACAGAUAUUCCCAAUAGGUGUUGAUGAAUGUAAUACUAAGGGCCUAUUACCAAAUAUUUAUAAGAAGGUUUAAGAAAUGUCAUUUAAAAUGUCCUAUUUACUUAUAAAGGUAAUGACAAUAGUUGCAGUAUGCAUGGAAAAUUGAAGCAGGCAGUAAUAUGCUAUUUAGCUAAGUGGUAAAUACUAUUAAAAAGCUAAUUGCUAGACAGAAAGGCCAGAUUUGAGACUACAUGCUGUAUAAAAAUAUAAAUUAAUAGAAGUGAUUAAAAUAUAAAUUACUUUUUCUGAAGGAAAUAGAGAUGGGUAGCAGCUAAAUUGCUAAAAUGUGAAAUAUUUGAAAUAGAUAUUAGCUGUAUAAAAAACCUCCAGUUAUAUCAGUAUUUUUUCAUAUUUAUACAUGCAUACUGUGUAUAUAAAUGGAGGGGGAUGAUUGUAACACAUAAUAACAACCUUGUUUAAAAAGGGAGCUUAGUGGAAUUCUAUAUAAAAUGUGACAAUUUAACAGCUAUUUCUAACUGAGUGUAAACAAACAUUCUUCCUCCAGUGGUAUCUUGCAACUCAUAGAAAAACCUUGGUGAAAAUUCACUGGGUAACACACAUAGAUAAAUCAUUAUAUUUUUUACUUUAAAAAAUUUCUGCUUUCCCAUAUAGUGCUUUUAUUAUUAAAUAUACA